This is a messenger RNA of Aureobasidium pullulans EXF-150, 643 nucleotides long. RefSeq lists its product as uncharacterized. The transcript has 2 exons. The record is from RefSeq and is a predicted model, not a curated record. Lineage: Eukaryota; Fungi; Ascomycota; Dothideomycetes; Dothideales; Saccotheciaceae. Bases 67 to 447 code for a protein of 126 amino acids.
UUAAUCAUUGGCACCUGGCGAUUACACAUUUCAAAAAUCAAUCUUUUGUCGAAAAGGCUUCCAAACAUGAAGUCAAUUAUUGCCUGGAUUGUAGCAUCGAUUACUGCCCAAUGGGGCGGAGAAGAUUGCGCAGUAUCAACAGGAGCCUUUGGAAAAUUCGCCUAUAAAUACUAUGCAGUUGGAUCUUCCAGCGAUCCCUGUGCGACAUCUUCUCAGCUUGGACGUAUUGAAGAAUCCCUCUAUCACUCGAUUCAGAAACUGGACCUCGACACAUUACCUGACUCCACAUGCAUGCCUGUUGAUUUUGAUGGCCAGUGGAACAAUGGCGCAUGGAAGGGCUAUCUGCUCUAUGGUCCACUGGGCAAGGUGCAACUGGACGAGUACUGCGGGCCAUCGCUCAAGCCCGAGCUCAAGCUUACGUCGACCAACUCGAUCAAAGAACUUUAGGACAUGACUUUGAACCUCGAAAAAGACCUUGAGCGUCGCGUCUAUUGAGGCUCUACAUUGCUACAAUGGCCGAGUACCGAUGAGUCAUAUAAGUCUUCGUCGGAGAGGCUGAGGUCGCAAAUCUGCCAAUAUUUGAGCUUUGGCGACCUUAAAUUCUUCUAUUAUAUAAGCCAGCAUAUCAAUCUCACAGACAACU